AAUAGAAAAAAGUAAGUAUGGAAAUCAUUUUCCAAACCCACAAGACAAAUAUGUAUAAGAUCUGCCUGCCUCCCUCCCCAGUUGUUUGUCACCGUUGCUUGCUUGCUGCCUGCUAUUAUUACCUCCUCCAUCGCUAUCACCAUUAUCUUUUGCUACAAUUCUUUCUUGUGAUCCAUCGUCGGCACUUGCACUUGUAUAAUUCGUUCUUCUUAUGGAAAAUAUAAUUUUAAAAAUGUUACCAUUGCACAAUCAAAACACUCAUCUUAUGAUUAUUACUUACUGCCACGUGGCAGAAAGCUUCCGACUUUACAAGAGAUGUGUGGACACACAGCAGAGGCACUAGUGCUUAAGGGGGGACUCUAUGCCCAUUGCACUAGGGCAUAAUGAAAUGAGCAAACUCACACCACACUCAUCCUCCCUUUUCCAAACCCAAACCCAAACCCAAACAAAACCACACUUCACUUCCAUCUUCAUUUUCUGAAUCUCCUUCUCCCACCCUCCAUAAAAAUAUGCAACAACCAUUUUGCAAUCCUCUGAAUUUCACACCACCUAAUAAAUUAAGCAGAACCCAUUAAAAAGCUUCAACAUUUAUGAUACACCAAAACCCAAAUCAAGGCCUCUCUCUCAAGAAAAAGAGAGAGAUCAUUCAAGACCCACUUCACAUUCACAGCUCACACCCUUUCCAAAUUCCCAUCACCUUUUCCAAACCAAAGUACUACGCCCAUCUCAAGAAACCAUGAUGCCUGCUCAUGGGGUCACCUUCUCUCUCAUAUUCCUGCUCUUUUUGGCUACUGUUCUCACUACCACUGAAGCAAGCUUAACCCAUGCAAAUGGGUCUGCGGCGGUGGCAGCAGCUGCCACGGAUAAAAAAGACAAGGUGGAGCCGCUGGUGCCACUCGUAGGAGCUGAAAAUUUCAAGACUUUGGUGAUGAAUGAGACCAGAAGGAGGCUGCGGAGCUUUCAGAUUUGUGCAUUGUGUACUUGCUGCGGAGGUGCCAAAGGACUUUGCUUGCCGUCUCCUUGUUGCUAUGCCAUCAAUUGCAACAUUCCCAACCGGCCCUUUGGCUUCUGUUCGUUCACUCCCAAGACCUGUAAUUGCUUUGGAUGCCAUAUUCCCUAUAUUUUAUAUUUAAUAAUUUAUAGUUUAUAUUGUUUUAAUUGGGGUAACCUUAAUUUUGUUGGGAGUCUGGAUGAAAAAAGAAUAUCUGUUCUUGAUUUGUUUGUUUAUAAGUUCAGAAAUUUUAUAUUUUAUCAGUUGUGGGGAGGAGGGGUGCUAUUUCCAGGUUAGUUUUUGCUAAUCUCUAGUGGGAUAUUUUCCAUUAUUUUUUUGCUGAAAUAAGCAAUGCCUGGAGAUGGCACAUUGCUAGAAUAGCAGGAUUAGCAUAAUUUUGUGAGGUAUUUGAGGAAACAUUGUCCUUGUUAAUGGAGCUAUUGGGGGCUUAUGAUAUUUUAUUGACUUUUCAAAACAAUAAAUUAAU
This is a messenger RNA of Prunus mume (Japanese apricot), 1478 nucleotides long. Its product is annotated as ubiquitin carboxyl-terminal hydrolase. Lineage: Eukaryota; Viridiplantae; Streptophyta; Magnoliopsida; Rosales; Rosaceae. The record is from RefSeq and is a predicted model, not a curated record.